Messenger RNA from Hyphopichia burtonii NRRL Y-1933, 2983 nucleotides. It is a transcript of the gene CHS6, whose product is annotated as Chs6p. Gene Ontology annotation, biological process: Golgi to plasma membrane transport. Lineage: Eukaryota; Fungi; Ascomycota; Pichiomycetes; Serinales; Debaryomycetaceae. Gene Ontology annotation, cellular component: exomer complex. The record is from RefSeq and is a predicted model, not a curated record. The transcript has a single exon. The coding region runs from base 188 to 2983 and encodes 931 amino acids. Gene Ontology annotation, molecular function: protein binding.
CUCUUCAAUUAGUACCCUUGGCUGGGGGAUAGUAUCCAGGUACAAUCUCUGACAUUAAUUAAUUUUAUUGAAUUGAUAUAUAUAUUCCAGCGACAACGAGAGAAAGAUUAGGAGCAAAUUUGUCUUACAGGAUCCAAUUGAAUCCAGAUCGAAGUAACUAGUUUGACAGAAACAAGGAAUAGUAGCCAUGAGUGAUGUGGCAAAAAGAUACGUGGGCCAUCAACUGCCCUCUUCGCUUCCUUUCCAACUUUCCCCAUACUUAUCGUCAUCAUCGUUCACAUCAUUACCAUUAACAGAAGAUUCUAACAGCAGAGUGCCAACACAUUUUACUGUUCCAUGGAUUCGUGAGUUAAAUUUCGGACAAUCCAUUGCAAUUAGAUCUAAAGCAAAUGACUCUAUUGGCUUAGAUCUCGCGAAUAAUGGGUCUCCAGACUUAAUACACUGGGGAAAAUAUUAUGGUAACAGAUCAUCACUUUACUUGAACAAUGAUUUCGAUUUUGUAAGCCUGUCCAAAGAAGGUAACCGGAAAGAUGAUGAUGGAUAUAUUGGUUUUUAUCAUUAUGCCAAUGGUAUAUCAUUAUAUUCGAGAGAAGACUCAGUCGAACAAUAUAUAACCCAAGUGAUCGGUCUUGUCAAGAAAGAAGAUGGUUACCAUUGGAAAAAAGACAUAAGUAGUGAAAACUGGGGAAAUUUCAAAAGAGAAAUGAUUGUUACUUACUGUUGUUAUAAUAUAUUCAACAAGUCCGACUUUAGAGCUAAGUUCAUCAUACAUACUUCAAGACCUCAGGCAAAAUAUCCAGUAACCAUUGAUCGUUCAUACACAAUUACCCCGAACACGAAUGACUUAAAGAAUAGAAAAACACACGCUUUCAAUGCUAAUAGUAUCAAACAAUUAUCAGUAACUUAUUGGGAAGAAUUGAACGCUUCAUCUUUGAUUAGGUUGUUUGCUCAGUUAGAUAAUCCAGGUUCACAAUUGACUGGGUUGGUAAGUUUUGCAAGUUUUACAAACUCACAGAAUUAUAUUAUACCAGCAAUUAAGAGCUUGGUUAAGUUUUUACCAAGGGGCCAAUUAACCGAGAUGAGACAAUGUCAUGGUGUUCCAACGGGCUCUGGAAGUCAAAGUGAAGGAUCUAAAAAAAUCAAUUAUUAUAGAAAUACUUUAAUAGAUGCAUUAAUCAGAUUGGUCGAAUUGGAUAUAAGCGGAAAGACUUGUGAUGUUGCCAUCAAGGAAAUUAGACGAAGAUACUACAUUGGAGAAACUGGAGAGUGGGACAUUGUGAUUUUAAGAUUACUCAAGGCCCACAUAGGUGAAAACAAAGAACAAGAAUAUCUUAAUUUAAUUCAUCGACAUUUACUGUCACAAGUAAUCACAACUCAACUGGCAAUAAUUUUAAUCGAGCAGAUAAAAUUUUUAAUCUCGAAACAAAGUUACGACUUAGCAUUAAAAAUAUCGGAAAAAUGUGUUCGUAUUUUACCUCUUGACUUUGACUCUUGGUAUUAUUUAGCCCUCUGCUCAAUCUUGACAAGAAAUUUCGAAAAAGCUUUGGUUGUUAUGAAUAAAUUGCCAGUUGUUACCUUGAAUAAACAGAGAAAUAGUGACAUAGAGCUAGUUUGUGGGAUCAAAGAUGUUUAUAUAUCGACAUUUGCAACAAGAUUAUCCGCAAAUAAUUCAGAAGUGAUUUCAGAGAAAACAUUUGACUCAUAUUUUCCAUUACCGAAAGUUCACGAGGAUUGCUACUCAAAUUUUAAAUCCAAUUCAACAACAUCUUUACAUAAAGUUCCAUCACAGAGUAAUCAGAAACUGAAUGAUCAUUUAGUCGAAGAAGGAUCAAUAAAGAGAUUAUGGCAUGACUUGUUUAUUUUCAAUCCACAUCUCAGACAUCCUUUCACUGGUAACCAGUUUUAUCAUUCUCCUUUGAUGUCAGCAUCUACUGCUGAACUUUCAUCAGUGGACCCCAGUUUAAUAAAGGCUGGUGGACCUAAUGCUUCAAAGAGUCAUCUUGCUGCUCAAUCUGCUGGUACUCCUACAUCGUCCAUUCUCGACUUUGAUAGAACUUCAACAUGGGGUAGAUGUUAUGACUUAUUGUCAUUGUUUGUUGCAAUUAUUGGAUGGGACAACUUGGUUAGUAUCAAAGAACGGACAUUCCAAUCAAGAGUUUAUAGCUCAACUGAGAGUGUUAAUCAAAAAGAAUUCAUCGUUAAUCAUAACCAAGAAGAUAGUCAUGGGUUUAUUCAAUGUGAAACAUGGCUCGAGCAAUUAUUUUUGGUUAUAUAUGAAGAUUUAAGAUUACUCAUGACAAAAAGUAAUUUGUUCAGAGAAGAUCAGCAACAUAGCGCUUUAGAGUGGGAAAUGAUGGGAUUACUUGGUUGGUCCGCAAAGUAUAAGUUGAAAGAGUCAAUUAGCUCAAUAAUGACCAGUGUUAUGGGUGUUGCCGCUGAGGGUGGAUUUGAUUACUUUGGUACAAUAAAGUUACUUGAAAUUUAUGAUGAAUUCGUCUUGAGUGAUACCAAUGAGUCGAAUAUUGAUUUAUUCAGUGAUGAUUAUGAAAAUAAAACGUUCAGUAACAAAAUAAUAUUGAGGGCAUUAUCACCAAGUUUGUAUUUGGAAUUUUCAAAAUCUUUAGCUGAAGAGUAUUUAACGUUGGAUUUCAUUUUAUUCAAUUUGAUGAGAUUAAUAAGUUGGAAUUUAAGAUGGUAUCAGUAUACACCAAAUUAUCUUGUUGUUAAAGUUCUUACCAAACUAUGUGUGAAAUAUGAUCUGAUAUUUGUAAGAGGAAAGUUCAGAGUUGUUUAUGAACAAAAUAAGAAAAACAGUGCUUUAACAUCAAAACCAAAAGUGAAUAAAUUUUCACUUGGAUAUUUAUUUAGCAGUCCGAAGGAAAAACCUACAAAAGUGUAUGAGUUUACAGAUGGUGAUACAAUUAUUGAUUAUACCGAAAAAUUAAUCUCAUGGAUCGAUGAAUUAAGAGAGACUAAUGUUUAA